This is a messenger RNA of Lotus japonicus, 3042 nucleotides long. RefSeq names its product THO complex subunit 5A. NCBI's taxonomy places the organism in Eukaryota, Viridiplantae, Streptophyta, Magnoliopsida, Fabales, Fabaceae. The transcript has 8 exons. The record is from RefSeq and is a predicted model, not a curated record. Gene Ontology annotation, biological process: positive regulation of DNA-templated transcription, elongation; mRNA export from nucleus. Gene Ontology annotation, molecular function: mRNA binding. Bases 97 to 2517 code for a protein of 806 amino acids. Gene Ontology annotation, cellular component: THO complex part of transcription export complex.
AAAAGAUGAGGAAGCGAUUUGGGGAAAAUGGAAGGGUUUUAGGGCUAGAAGAAAUAGCUUGAUUCUGCUACCUCUGAAAAAAUCAGAGAAGAAUCAAUGGAAGACGGUGAGAUAGAAGAGGGUUCAAUCCCUAUGGCGGAGGAAGAUGAACCAGCCUUCGCCCACUCCCCAGAGCAGAGCAAGCCGGAGGAAUCACCCUACGAAAUGCUGCUUAACAGCAAAGCUUCCGUCGAGAACAUCAUCGCCGAGAUCCUCUCCAUCAAGAAAGAAUCCAAACCCAAGUCACACCUUCGCGAUCUCGUCACUCAGAUGUUCCUCCACUUCAUCAUUCUCCGCCAGGCGAAUCGCUCUAUUUUGUUGGAGGAGGAUCGCGUGAAAAUGGAAACGGAACGGGCGAAGGCGCCGGUGGAUUUUACCACCCUGCAGCUGCACAACCUGAUGUAUGAGAAAACUCACUACCUUAAAGCUAUAAAGGCUUGCAAAGACUUCAAGUCGAAAUAUCCCGACAUUGAUCUCGUGCCCGAGGAAGAAUUCUUUCGUGACGCUCCCCAAGAUAUUAAGGACUCGGUUAUGUCGAAGGACAGUGCCCAUAAUUUGAUGCUGAAGAGGCUCAAUUUUGAGUUGUUCCAGCGUAAAGAGCUCUGCAAACUUCAUGAGAAACUGGGACAACAAAAGAAAGCCCUUUUGGAGACUAUUGGAAACCGAAAGAAGUUCCUUACAAGCCUCCCUUCGCAUCUCAAGUCUCUUAAGAAAGCAUCCUUGCCAGUACAAAACCAACUAGGACUUAUGCAUACAAAGAAACUAAAGCAGCAUCAAUCAGCAGAGUUGCUUCCACCGGCUCUUUAUGUGAUUUACUCACAGCUGUUGGCUCAAAAAGAGGCCUUUACAGAACCCAUUGAUGUGGAGAUUCUAGGAAGCCUGAAAGAUGCUCAAGCUUUUGCUCGCAUUCAAGCUCACAAAGACACUGGCAUUUCCUCGGGUAAUGAUAAUUCCAAAUUGGAAGAUGAUGUUCCUGACGAAGAAGAAGAUGGUCAAAGACGAAGAAAAAGGCCAAGGAGGGUACAAGUCAAGGAGAGCCCUGAUCAGGGGGGAAUCUUUCAAGUUCACCCACUUAAAAUCAUUAUCCAUGUGCAUGAAGAUGAGACUUUUGAUGCUAAACAUGCAAAACUCAUCACUCUAAGGUUUGAGUACCUGGUGAAGUUGAAUGUUGUAUGUGUUGGAACAGAAGGAUCUGAUGAUGGUACUGACAAUGACAUUUUAUGCAAUUUAUUCCCCAAUGAUACAGGACUCGAGCUUCCUCACCAGUCAGCCAAACUCUUUGUUGGAGAUGCUGUAACAUUCAAUGCUCAAAGAGCUUCACGUCCCUAUAAAUGGGCUCAGCACCUGGCAGGAAUUGAUUUCUUGCCUGAGGUUUCUCCGCUGCUUCUUAAUGACAACAGUGAGGCAACCAAGAGUGAAGAUGUUAUAUCUGGUCUUUCACUAUAUCGUCAACAGAACCGAGUACAGACAAUUCUACAAAGAAUUCGCUCAAGGAAAAAAGCUCAGUUGGCUCUUCUGGAACAGCUAGAAUCUCUUAAAAAGCUUAAGUGGCCUCUUUUGUCCUGCAAAAGUGUUCCAUGGGCUUUGCAUACUCCUUUGUGCAACUUGGAUGGUUGGUCACCUGUAAGAGCCCUCCCUGUACCUAAUGAGGCUUCGUCUAUGGCCAUCAUAGAAAUAGAGAAGCAUACUCAGGAACCCAUGGAUGUUGAUGUAAUUGAACGUUCUGGUGCCACAAAAGAAGAACUGGAGAGUUUAAGGGAAGAUGGGGAGCUUCCAACUUUACUUCCUAACACUUCUAAGUUUGACCGUUCCAAGCAAGUGAGCUUAAUUUCAAAAAGUCCUCCACUCAAUAAAGCUAGGUCACAGAGUUUCAAAAAAGUUGAUGAUAAUUCGGAUUUCCUGCUGGAUACUGAAAGUGAUUUUGAUGAGCCAGCACAUAUUGAACAAGAACAUGAAAAUAUAUCAUCUGAUUACUGUGCUAGAAAGUCUGUAUCAUGGAUUGAUUCUGGAGUCAAAGAAUUUGUCCUUGUUCUUAGCAGAAAAACCAAUGCAGUUGAGAGGAAUGUGAACUUAGAAGCCAAGAUAAAGGUCAGUAUGGAAUAUCCUCUAAGGCCUCCUCUUUUUGCAUUGAGUCUUUGCUGUAUACCUUCUGGGGAAAAACAUGACGAGAAUGAUGGACUGGAGUGGUAUAAUGAACUUCGUGCAAUGGAAGCAGAGGUCAACCUACACAUUCUAAAGGUACUACCUGCCAAUGAACAAAAUUAUGUAUUGGCUCAUCAAGUGAGUUGUCUUGCUAUGUUGUUCGACUACUAUUUGGAUGAGGCAUCUCCAUCACCUGAAAGGACAAAUUGCACUUCAGUCAUUGAUGUUGGCUUAUGCAAGCCUGUUAGUGGUAGGUUCCUGGGUAGAUCUUUAAGAGGAAGGGAUCGCAGGAAGAUGAUCUCCUGGAAAGACAUGAAAUUUUCGUCUCCUGGCUAGAUCUUUCAGAGGUGAGAAUCGCAAUAAUGAUCUUCUGUGAAGACAUAAAAUUCACUUGAAUUUGCAAUGUUCACCUCUCAAAGUGACAAAUCGGUGCUAAUUCUAUAGAUGACAGUGAUAUGGUGCUUAUCUUGACUACUGUGCGGAUAAAGAAAUUGUUGUACCUCUCUUUUGUGCAUUCAGCCAACCAUGGGACAUCAUUGCUUGACUUUUCAACAAAAAUUGUUGUGAUACUAUGCUCGAUUUUGAAGGGUCAUUUAAGCAGCUGAUUAUUUGUGAUUCUGAUUUAAUGUCUACACGGGUUUCAGCAUGAGGGGUGUCACGGGUGGAAUUUCUUAGGAUUCUUAUAAUUUUUUAUCAUCUUUGAAUUGACAAUAAAGAGGAAAGACCAGAUUUAUUUUCCCAAUAGCUGGAAUUUCAGGGCAUUAUUGCAACUGCAUCAUAUCGAAUUCUUUUCUGAUACAUCUUUCCAUGUACUUGUAUGAACAAUUUUUUAUCCAAGAAACUUAGUGUGUGUUUGGAUGA